Molecule: messenger RNA, 783 nt
Organism: Homarus americanus (American lobster)
Lineage: Eukaryota; Metazoa; Arthropoda; Malacostraca; Decapoda; Nephropidae
Product: extensin-3-like
Exons: 1
Coding region: 1-783 (260 amino acids)
Source: RefSeq, a predicted model, not a curated record
AUGAGGCACCAUGGAUCACCAGUGAGGCACCAUGGAUCACUAGUGAGGCAUCAUGGAUCACCAGUGAGGCACCAUGGAUCACCAGUGAGGCACCAUGGAUCACCAGUGAGGCAUCAUGGAUCACUAGUCAGGCACCAUAGAUCACCAAUGAGGCACCAUGGAUCACCAGUGAGGCACCAUGGAUCACCAGUGAGGCACCAUGGAUCACCAAUGAGGCACCAUGGACUCACCAAUGAGGCACCAUGGAUCACCAAUGAGGCACCAUGGAUCACCAGUGAGGCACCAUGGAUCACCAGUGAGGCACCAUGGAUCACCAGUGAGCACCAUGGAUCACCAGUGAGGCACCAUGGAUCACCAGUGAGGCAUCAUGGAUCACCAGUGAGGCACCAUGGAUCACCAGUGAGGCACCAUGGAUCACCAGUGAGGCAUCAUGGAUCACCAGUGAGGCAUCAUGGAUCACCAGUGAGGCACCAUGGAUCACCAGUGAGGCACCAUGGAUCACCAGUGAGGCAUCAUGGAUCACCAGUGAGGCACCAUGGAUCCAGUGAGGCAUCAUGGAUCCCAGUGAGGCUAUGGAUCACCAGUGAGGCACCAUGGAUCACCAGUGAGGCACCAUGGAUCACCAGUGAGGCAUAUGGAUCACCAGUGAGGCACCAUGGAUCACCAGUGAGGCAUCAUGGAUCACCAGUGAGGCAUCAUGGAUCUGGUGAGGCAUCAUGGAUCACCAGUGAGGCAUGGGUCACCAGUGAGGCACCAUGGAUCACCAAUGAGGCACCAUGUUAG